Messenger RNA from Sodiomyces alkalinus F11, 1816 nucleotides. RefSeq lists its product as hypothetical. The transcript is spliced from 3 exons. The coding region runs from base 120 to 1664 and encodes 514 amino acids. The record is from RefSeq and is a predicted model, not a curated record. Gene Ontology annotation, molecular function: acyltransferase activity, transferring groups other than amino-acyl groups. NCBI's taxonomy places the organism in Eukaryota, Fungi, Ascomycota, Sordariomycetes, Glomerellales, Plectosphaerellaceae.
UACUUUUUGACGUUACGCUAUAGCUAAGAGAGCCGUGCAGAACUCGGGAGUCGUGAUCUGGGGAUUUCUGGGGUCAUGCAUUUGCCAGCCACGGUCGCGAUACUUGACACUCUGCUCCAAUGGCAACUGCUGUCCUCUUGUGGGAUCGUCAGGAGUCCAUCCCUCUGCAACGGCUUCUCUCCCCAGACGACUUGAUCAUUCUUCUGACUCCUGUCGUUGUGCCUUCGGCCCACCAGCCUGCAGAGUCUAGAGACCCCUUCGAGCCCUUGGGACGGGCCAUUGCCCUACACCACCCACUCGUUCGCCAUGUGCCCUACACGAAACGGGGCGGCAUCACGGGCACCCAUGCAGCCUUCAUUAAAAGGGGAAAGGUCAUCGUGUUCGUAAUCUCCGGGCCACCUGGGGACAACGAGCCGUCGCAGGCCGACUACGCCGAAAUCGCCGCUUCAGUCGGAGGCGAUCGGCCCCAAGUCAUCUUGGCCUGCUGCGACGUCCGCGCUUACGACCUCGGGCGGCUGUACAGGUUCGCCACCAUUAUCCAAAUCGCCGGCUUCACGCCUCCAGAGCUCGAGAAGGCCGCGGAAAUCAUGUUCGGGACUGGCCCUGGCGUCGGGACGUUGCCGCAGUCCGCGACGCGCAUGCCGGAGCUGAGCGUAGCACCGCGCAGCUGGACAGUGGAGACGUGGGAUCUGAACCGCGACUUGGCGGCGACCCAUGAGCUCUGGACGGAAUGCCUCCCUCGCCGGUUUCAUCUGCCACAGGGCGUGCUCGGUUCACUUCUCCGACGCGAAGGGUACGCGAUGCACUACGCGGUUCGCGAUCCCGACACGCGGCAACUCCUCGGGUUUUGCGCGACCUACACGACGUACCCCGACAGCAGUUCAGACAGGCUCGUCGGUUCCUUGGCCGUGCUGCUCGUUCGAGAAGGUUAUCGGGGCCGCGGCAUCGGGGAGAGUCUACACGAGAUGGCGUUGAAGCAGCUCCAAAGGACACGGGGAGUGGACCGCCUGCAACUCGGGUCGACGUUCCCACGGUUACUUUACGGCGUGCCUUCCGACAUGACGGCAUCGGAAGACUGGUUUCGGCGGCGAGGGUGGGAGAUGGACCAGAGGUCUCCGAGGCGACCGCCGGGCAUUUCGGACUGGCUGCUGAGCUUUGACGAGGUGCCUGGCAAGGAGUUAUCGACGGCCGGGCUCACAUUCCGCCCAUGCCCCGUGACCCACUUCAGCCAGGUGUUGGAAGCGGUAGACCGGGACUCGAUACGCAAAGGUAACGUGGGAUGGUACGAUCAAUAUGCGAAGUUGGGGAACACGAUGCAUUUAGAAGACGUCAUUUUGGGCCUCGAAGGCGACAUCAUCGUGUCCGUGGCCAUCGUAUACACGCCCACAUCGGGAAGUCCCAUAUUAGACGACUUGCCGUGGGCGAGAACGUUGGGCAGCGAUGUCGGCGGCGUGACCUGUGUGUGCAUCGUAGAUAAUAAUCCGGAAGUGGUGAACAGCAGAGACUCUAUAAUGGUCAGGUUACUAGAUACCUGCAUCAAACUAUUAAGCCACAAGGGCAUGAAACGGAUGUUCCUUGACGGAGUGAGAGGCGGAGAUGAGGGGUUUCAAUCUCUUGGAUUUCGGAGAUGGUCGAGGUACAAGGAGAGUUGGAGGCGGGUGUAAGGUAGUGACGGAGAGACCACUAGAAAGGGCAAAAAGAACACAAAGAAAACAUCGUCAACCUCGAAGCAACAUCGCCACAGUCGGGACCUGCUCUUAUGGAGACGCGGCGUUUGAGCCACCUCAUUGAAGGCCAAAAUCUCCAAAUGCGCAUC